CUAGCAGAAUCUGCCUUGUCCGGCCUCGAUGCGAAUCCUUUUGCUCAUCAUGGGAGAUGGCCAUCGGUCGGUGCCACACUCGGGUCCCUAAGCCUUGCCUUGGCUGCCGCCUAAGGGCGGGCGCAGGGCGUGCUUGUCGCAUUCGACCCUGGCUAAAAUUGGGUACAGUACGCUCUCCCACAUACUCUCGUCAGUAUAGACACCAAGCCCCGUGGCUCCAGUCUGCGCCAUGCCUCGUCCCAGGCUUCUGUAUGUCGGUGGAGCGCUGCUCUUCACGACCCUGGUUCUCUGGACAUCGCUGCACCUUGGAUUGCUCAACAGCGCACCCAGACCAGCCAGACCGCAGCGCCUCACAUCUACGCAAUCCCCGCUUACUACUUUCAAGAAGAAGGAACCCCGUCUUCACUUCCUCAUAGUUGCAACAAACAGCGGUCUGGACCUAUGUCGCCUUCUGCUCUCCGCGUCUGUCCUUUCCUAUCCACCUCCAGUCCUUAUUGACUGGGCGGGAAAAGGUGAAUACGACGCCCAAUCAACACAUCUCGCCAAAGUCGCCGGCCCAAUCCGCUACUUUGCGGACCUGCCACCCGAGGAUGAUACAGACAUAGUGCUGCUUGUGGACGGCUUCGAUGUUCAGUUCCAGCUGGGCCCUGAUGUCUUGCUGAAACGGUACUUCCAAGAAACCGCAGCAGCCCAGGACCGGCUGGUCGAGCGGUUUGGCUCCAAGCAUGUGAAGAAGCACAACCUAUACAACAGCAUCUUUUUCAGUCCCGACAAAGUCUGCUGGCCCGAUGACCUUCGACGCCCGGCAUGUUGGGCUGUCCCUGCAUCGUCUCUCUCGCCGUAUGCAUUUGGUCCGUACACCGAUCAAUCACUGGAAGAUAUGCCACACGCAAGGCCCCGCUGGCUGAACUCGGGCACCAUUAUGGGACCCGUUGGCGAGAUGCGAGAAAUGUUCCUGGCAACCCAGCGCAAGAUCAACGAGACUUACGAUCCCGAGUAUGUCCUACGCAACUCCGACCAAAAGUACUUUGCGGAUCUAUGGGCGGACCAGGAGUACUCCCGUACUCUCAAGGCUGGCGUUAAACCCGAUGUGGCGAUACCUCCAGAUGUUGAAGAAAGCGAUAAGCCAGUUCUAGACGAGGGCAAAGAGUACGAGUGGCACAUUGGACUGGACUACAGGUCGGCCAUGUUUCAAACAGCUGCAGGAUAUCGAAACUACUUGGCAUGGAUGACGAUGGACCGGCCUUCUCUUCCUUCGAUCCUCCAGACGCUUGAGCCAUACCGCAUCGAGCCCGAUGCCGACGUGUUGGAAGCUCGAAAGCCAUUUGCAGAUUUGGUUGAUGACGAAAAUCUCAACAGCAAAUCCUGGCAAGACGUAGCACUAGGCGUCAACAUUGCCUCGGGCCUGGCCUUUCCCAUCCUCCACUUCACAGGCGACAAGUCAUUUCGAGAUGCUUGGUGGGGUCGCAGCUGGUUCUUUGACGAAGCCGAGCGCUUACGACAUGCAUCGUAUGAGCAUCAUGACGAAAAGAUUGGAUCGGGCCCGAUCAACGGGGUCCAGUGGGUCAAGAACACCCCGUACGAUGCGAGUCAACGCCAAGAUAAGGCUGCACCAUGGAGCGACACUGGAGAAGCUCUCUCGUGGGACCAUCUCUGCGCCCUCCACGAACACCUGUUGUACAAGGAACCAGAUUCGUGGUCUUUUGUGGAAAAGAUGGCUCAUAAUUUUGACUAGUAUGUUGUAGAUUAUUGCACAGUACAGGCAUGAGAAGCGGCGUCUGGAUCUGGAUGAAUGAUAGUUUUAGGGGGUUUACUGUUAAGUAGACAAAGUUGGUUGCGCAAAUCACACUCGUCG
Molecule: messenger RNA, 1855 nt
Organism: Exserohilum turcica Et28A
Lineage: Eukaryota; Fungi; Ascomycota; Dothideomycetes; Pleosporales; Pleosporaceae
Exons: 1
Coding region: 230-1735 (501 amino acids)
Source: RefSeq, a predicted model, not a curated record